Protopolystoma xenopodis is the source of this 594-nucleotide messenger RNA. Lineage: Eukaryota; Metazoa; Platyhelminthes; Monogenea; Polystomatidea; Polystomatidae. The record is from the annotation of a GenBank genome assembly.
AUGGAAACUGACACCGACGGACGGACCGACUGGCUCCGUAGCGUUUGCGGAUUCUGCCUCCUGUCGGCCUCAUUUGCCUCGUACCCUUGCUCCCUCACCUUCAGUCACAGACCGCCAACCCGGACGGCAACACGACCACUCCUUAUCGCUUUCCGAGGCGACGUUGCAGCCGAGUUGGUCGGAGACUCAGCCACUUCUGUACCGAAGCGGAGAGAGGCUGUGCUGGCGAGAAAAGAAGUGACGCGUUCAGUCAAGGCGGCUAAUCCAAAUGUCUUCUUCCUUUUGCCGAAAAAAGUGAAACUAGGCGUCGCAGCAACCAGUUGUUGGGACACUUUGUCUCCCACUGGCAUGACAACAGCAUCGAGGUCGAACCGAACAGGGUCAAUGGGGGUACUGUCGACGUAAGAUCUCGACGAGUGGCUGCUGCGGAUCCGAGCUGAAGGCGAUCCGCUUCGCCUUCAACAGCUUGCCGCUAUCGUGGCUCCAUGUUCGAAUCCCGACAAGGCGAGACAAGGACCGAGCUGUGCUCGAGUGUGUGCUGUGGCGUGGCCAGAAGGAAGACGCUUCUUUCGGAUGAAUGUGACGCUGGAAUGA